Molecule: messenger RNA, 1771 nt
Organism: Amborella trichopoda
Lineage: Eukaryota; Viridiplantae; Streptophyta; Magnoliopsida; Amborellales; Amborellaceae
Gene: TAF15
Product: TBP-associated factor 15
Molecular function (GO): RNA binding
Source: RefSeq, a predicted model, not a curated record
ACAAAAUAUUACCCAAGCCUAUAGUAGAGAGAGAAACUCCAUUUUUAGUGAGAGAGAGGGAGAGCAACUCCCAUCGUUUCUGCAAUUGAUGGAACAAAAGCGCAUUAGAAGUCCGCCAUUUUUUUGAAGCUCUUCUUCUCAAUAGCCUUUGGUCCAAAGGUUACAGGUUAUGUCUGCAACAAUUUCGUGAAUCCAGAAAGUCUCUUUUGACAUGGCAAAGCAUUUAGGAGGGGGAGACCCCUCAAAUGGUUCCAUAUAUGUAUGUAACUUGCCUCCUGGAACUGAUGAGGUUAUGCUUGCUGAAUUCUUUGGCACCAUAGGGCUAAUAAAGAAGGACAAGCGUACUGGUCGCCCCAAGAUCUGGUUAUACAGAGACAAAGUAACAAAUGAGCCAAAAGGUGAUGCAACUGUAACAUACGAGGAUCCACAUGCUGCUUUAGCUGCUGUAGAAUGGUUCAACAAUAAGGACUUUCAUGGAAGUACCAUUGGUGUGUUUAUUGCUGAAUCCAAGAGUAAAGAUUCAGUUGAUAAUCAGUAUAACUCAGGUAUCAGCCAUCAAUCAGACCAUGCCGCGGAUCAAAGUGUAGCUGGUGACUUAGGUGAUCAAGAAGAAGAUGGUGGAGAAUUGAAUGAUGGUGGAGGAAGAGGUAGAGGGCGAGGUGAUGCUUCGGGGAAAGCAUGGCAACAAGAGGGAGACUGGUUGUGUCCGAAUUCAAGCAGUUGUACCAAUGUGAACUUUGCAUUUCGUGGGGUGUGCAAUCGUUGUGGAACCGCACGCCCUGCUGGUGGCUCUGGAACAGGAGGAGGUGGUGGUGGUCGUGGAAGAGGGCGAGGUGCAAGUGAUGGGGGAGGUAGAGGUCGAACAGUUGGGGGUCCUACUGGGCUUUUUGGUCCCAACGACUGGCCCUGUCCAAUGUGUGGCAACAUUAACUGGGCAAAGCGCACUAAGUGCAACAUCUGCAACACUAACAAACCUGGCCACAAUGAAGGUGGAGUAAGGGGAGGUCGGGCAGGGGGUUAUAAGGAAUUAGAUGAAGAAGAAAUCGAGGAGACCCGACGUAGACGUAGGGAGGCUGAAGAGGAUGACGGGGAAAUGUAUGAUGAAUUUGGCAAUCUUAAGAAGAAGUUUCGUGCAAAGGCUCAAAACGAGAUUAGCCAAACUCUCCCUGGUUCGGGUAGGGCAGGAUGGGAAGUCGAAGAACUAGAGAGAGACUCUAGAGAGAGAAGCCGAGACAGAGGAAGAGAGAAUCACGACAAGGAGAGCAGCAAAAUCCGUGAUCGUGAUGGACGUAAUGGACACCGAGAUCGUGACCGAGACCGUGAUCGUGACCGAGAUUGGGACUAUGAUAGAAGCCGAAGUCGCGACAAAGAGCGGGAUAGAGGAAAAGAUAGAGAAAGAGACCGAGAUUAUGAUCGAGACAGAGACAGAGAACACGGAAGAGAGUGGGAUAGGUACAGAGACCGAUAAAUACAUGGAGUUCUGAGUAAUCGCCACCCCUGUUCUGAUGCAUUUCAUUUUGCAAAGGAUUUGAUGUGUUCUUUUAUUUCUAUAAUGAUGACUUUGAAAUCGGUCCUCCCUCUUCAGUUCGAGUGACUCAAUGGACUAAUUUUGAUUCAAAUGACUAAAUCAUAGUGAGAAUCAGGUUUCUUUGGUGAUUUGUUGUCUAGGAAUAUUUGUCUAGUGAAAUGGAGAUUUUUGUGCUGUUAAGUUUUUACAUUGUAGUGAGGUGAUGAAUUGAUUUACUGAUGAAUGAUCUCCGAUUCUAUUUUU